AUGACUCUAUCGAUACACCAAACCCUUAAAGACUUCUUGGAGACUUUGCAGCUUGAACGAUACCAUCAGGCAUUCAUUGACGCAGGCGCAACUGAUCAAGAUUUGGAUCAAAUAGCUCAGUUUACUGAGCAGGAGCUAUCAGAGUUUUUAUCUGCUUUGAACAUGCUACCUUUUCACUCUAUCAAAUUCAAAAAGGCAGUGAGAGAAUUGAAUGCAACGCACCGGAUACAAGGACCACUUGCAUCUGUAGCCCUGACAACCACAAAUGAUACCACUACAGCGUCUACAACAUCUACCAAAGAAUUCAUCAUAGCAAAUGCUACCAUCUACGGAAAAAAGACAAGCAGAGCAUUGACAUCCUAUGAGGAAGCCAUCAACCGUGCAUCAAUUCAAUUAGCACUGGAUAACCCUCUGUUGAUAUCUAAAAAAGGCGAUUUGUUUGAUCUAGCCAAAAAGAAGCUGCUUGAAGAAGGCUAUCACUAUAAAAGAGGUUCCAGCAGAUCUAAAUUGCGAGAGAAGAGCACCACGCCUCCCGCAAAGAAUGUAACAAUGUCGCAACAUCAUCAUGAUGAUAGUCAGCAACGGGCAAUCAUGAUGAAACGACAAGAAAAUGCAAAGCGCCUAUCAGAACAGCGAUUAGGAAAAAUUGAAUCUCUUCAACAGCAAGUAGAUCAUGCAAUUCAGAGUCGGCAGGCAACAGAGAAUCAAUUGGCCCAGAGCAACAUGCAUCGUGACACUUUGACACAACUUGCCAUGGAAGCUGAGCUGAUACGAUACGAAGAGACAAAAGUCAAGCUUACAAAAGAGAUCAGCAAACUGAAAGCACAAGAAAGAAAGCAUCAAUGGUACAAGCGUCGCAAGAUGGAACGAUCAGCGAGUCAUGCUAGUCAAUACACAGACGAAGGUUUGUCUUCCCAGUCAUCCUCUUACUUUGAGGAAGAUAGCUUCCAUCAUCAGCAUGACAUCAACAGCAAUACCACUGCCUUCAUAUCUUCUCAGUCUUUAAACGUGGGCUUCUCUAUGUAUAAACCUUUGUCUCCCGCUUCCUCCUAUGCUGCAUCAUACCCUUCCUCUCAAGAAAACAAUGACAAUGAGGACGACGAAGAAGAUGAUCGGCUAACGCUGCAAUCAAGGAACUCUGUUAGCUCACAGUCAUCAAGUGCAACAAUCUCCAACUUGCUAUGCUGUCCUAGAGAAAGUGAUGUCCGUGCUAGCUCAAUACAUAGAUUUGAUCAUUGA
Messenger RNA from Mucor velutinosus, 1239 nucleotides. RefSeq lists its product as uncharacterized. Gene Ontology annotation, biological process: negative regulation of DNA-templated transcription. NCBI's taxonomy places the organism in Eukaryota, Fungi, Mucoromycota, Mucoromycetes, Mucorales, Mucoraceae. The record is from RefSeq and is a predicted model, not a curated record. The transcript is spliced from 2 exons. Gene Ontology annotation, cellular component: nucleus. Bases 1 to 1239 code for a protein of 412 amino acids.